Polistes canadensis is the source of this 3546-nucleotide messenger RNA. Its product is annotated as RING finger protein 207-like. The record is from RefSeq and is a predicted model, not a curated record. Gene Ontology annotation, molecular function: Hsp70 protein binding; zinc ion binding; transmembrane transporter binding. The transcript is spliced from 8 exons. Lineage: Eukaryota; Metazoa; Arthropoda; Insecta; Hymenoptera; Vespidae. The coding region runs from base 129 to 2897 and encodes 922 amino acids. Gene Ontology annotation, cellular component: perinuclear region of cytoplasm.
GCGAUCGUCAGGCGCAAACGGGGUUGGCACCGUACUACGUCAGAAUGACGAGCCGAUAAACCAUCCCAUCGCGAUUCUCUGCGGCGGGCGGACCAACGGUCUUGGAGGUGACCGUCGGUUCGCAGAGGAUGGCGAGCUCGGGGUCGGUGGCUGUCGACGGGGUCGGCGAGAACAAUGCCACGUCUGGAGUCGAUCUCGGUGGUCCCAAGAAUCCACUGAUCUGUGGUGUCUGUCAUGACUACUACAAUGAGCCUUGUCUACUCUCCUGCUUUCAUACAUUCUGCGCCCGCUGCAUACGUGGCCCUCACCUCGACGGAAAAGUCACCUGUCCCAGCUGCGGGCAACAAACACAACUUAAAGAGGGAGCACAAUUACCACCACUGGAUCAGUUAAUACGUCAACUAGUAGAAUUAGCCAAUUCUGAAAAUCCACCAUGUGCCAAUUGUGAUAAACGAGACAAAUCUACUAUGUUCUUCUGCACAACAUGUGGACAAGCUCUAUGUACUCAUUGCAGAGAACAUACACAUCGUGCAAAAAUGUUCUCCACUCAUGAAGUGGUGCAUAUGAGCAAAUGUGCAAAGGAUACUCAACGUCGUUGUCCUUCUCAUGGGGAGCAAUACAUCAUGUAUUGUCAAAGCGCUAAAUGUAUGCUUUGUGCAACAUGUUUCCGUGAUACACCAGCAGAUGCUCGACUACAUUGUGUGGACAUCGAAAGCGCUUGGCAACAGGCUUCAAAAAAAAUGGAAAGAGCAGCAAAUUCAAUUUGUGAAUUACAAGCAGGCGUAAGAGAUGGAGUUUUGGCAUUAAAAUCACAGUUGGACGAAUUACGUCAUAGCCUAGAUUCAGAGAAACGCGCAUUAAAUUCAUUUUGUCAAGGAAUGCAAGAAGCAAUUAAUAAAACUCAUUCUUCCGUUUUAUCGGAACUUCAACGUCAAUUUGAAACUAAGGAAAGAAUGGUUCGGACUCGAUUGCUAUCCUUGGGUAGUGCACUUCCAAUAUUACAAAUGCAUUUAAUGCUGUGUACAGCUUUUACAAGUGGUGCGACAAAGUAUCAAUUUCUUGAACUCGCACAUCCUAUGCUCGAAAGAUUGAGUCGCGUAGCUCAACUUGGACACCCUACGAGACCUCCUCUACUUGCUGCCCAUUUGAAGACAAACUAUAGAAGCGACUUUGCUCGUACGUUACAGCCUUUUAUUGGUCAGGUACAAACACCAAAAGAAUCAUUGUACGAUCAGACUCACACGAUGGGCCAGCAGGAACCGCAGGUUAUACAGAGCAGCAAGCCUGCUCAGAGAAUCCAGCCGAAGAAUGGAAGUGACGGUGGGCCGUUUUCCAACCAUUGUCGCACCUUCGAUACUCAAUUAAAAGAACUAAGUCAACAACUGAUGACAGUGAAGGAACGUUUAGGAGAACUCCAUCGAGACGUCGCACUACUUAGAAGAGCUAACACACCGCCUGUGGGUACGCGUUACGAGCAUGUGGCGAGAGAUUGUCGUGUGUUAGAACAGCAAUUAGAACAUCAUCAGUUAGAAUUGGAACGGUUGAGGAACGUGUUUGAUGCUUUGUGGGAAGAACAAUUGUGCAGAAUUCAUAUAGAGAAGGAAAUCUUCCAUUCUCAGAUGGACGAUAUUCUAUCUUUAAGAAGUGAAGUGAAGCAAUUACAAAGUCUUACACAACAAUUGGAACCGUUUGUGAAAUCGUUUUCUACAGGAGUUACUGCAGGUGAAGUGAGCAUGGCAGCUUCGGAUGCUUCCAGUAGUCAACACCUGCAAGCUUUAUUAGAUCAUAUAGCGCGCUUGCAGAUGCAGGAACCACCUCAACCGCAAACUCAAGCACCGACUAAGGAUCAUCGUCAUCCACGAGGUACUAUGACCAGUGUUGACAACGCUCUUUACAUGAAGGAAACUAAAGAAAUGCCGACGCGUUGUCGGACACCAUCGGGUGUUGGUGCCGUAUUAGACUCGAGCGGCAACAUAGUCGUAUACGGUACCGCUAAAUCUUCCGAACAAAAAAGAGGAGUACUGAGAGAGCUUCUUGAAAAAGCUAGAACAAAAGAGGAUCGCAAGAAAUCACCAGGAAGAGACGACGGUAGUCGGGAUCGUAGUCAAAGCCGACGUUCCAGAAAGUCACCCGAUGGUACGAAACCUAAAACACCACCAGGACAUUCUUCGAGUAGCAAGGUUCGAUCGUUGUAUCGUUCCUGGAAAGGUGCAACCGGUGAUACGUCAACUGAGGCACUCGACCAACCAGAAAGAUGUACGGACGGUCAACAGCAGCAGCAGCAACAACAACAACAACAACAAGCGCAAACUCACCAAGCAGGUGGUGAUGAGGGGGAAUAUCAACGAAUUUCCGAAGCUUCUAGCAUGGGCGAGGCCAAAAAACGAGUCCAAGCGCAAGUACAUCCUAUACCACCGGACGACCAAAAACUAUCCAGUGGAAAAAGUACAAAGGUGUAUCCGGCUAGCGACUCCGAGGAUGUCUUCUAUGUGGAUGAUAAGGCUCCUAGUGAUGUUCGAAGACGCAGACGUGCCAGCUGUGACAGCCUAAGUACAACCGGUUCUGGUAGCAGAAGAUCGAGCAUCGUUGACGGGACGGUAGGUCAAUCCUCACAGGAUCCCAGGAAAACAUUCGUUCUUUUGAUUGGAUCACCUACGACGUCAUCUCUGGUGCAGAAGCAGCGUUCCUGGGAAACCUUCCCUCGACCAAAGAGCAAAAGAAGCGGACCCAGUGAAGGUGCAUCCUCCUCCCUGGGACAGCUUAAAAGAGCAGACAGCUUUGAGGGUCACGAGGAAGCUGUACGAACCUUGGUUGCAGCAGUACAGGAGACCAGAUCGCAUUUACGUCAACACCUUAUUCAUCAUCAUCGUCAUCAUCGUAAGAGCAAGACGAAUUAAGGAUUAUAGGGAGUCGAAUUAUCGAAAACAACACUCGCCCUCUUACGAAGAAGGAAAAACAAAAUAAUUAAACCCAAUUAUUGAAACGAAUACUCCCAUUUUUUCUUUUCUUUCUUUUCUCUCUCUCUCUCUCUCUCUCUCUCUUUUUAUUUUUCUCCAAAUUUUCUCAUUUUUUGUUUUACUUAAAUCAAUUUCUUGAUUUUUAGACAUCUCAAGAAAGAGGUUUUCAACGUAAUAUGUUCCGAUGACGAUUCUCAAAUCAAUUCAAAGUGUGCUGAUGAAGAAUAUAAAUAAAAGCCUAUAGAGAAACAUUUAGAAUGAUAUUGUCCGAGAGACUGUAAUCUUUUUGGUGAUUAUAUACUUGUUGUUAGUCGCGAGACGUAUUGUUGAGAAGAAGAAAAGAAAAAGAAAACAAAGAAUAACGUUUCGUAAGUUUUUUCGAAGGAUUUUGAAGCGUCUCGAUAAAUAUAUAUGUAUAUAUAUAUACACAUAACAUACGUAUACACACACAAUAUAUGCAAGAUAUAAUACAUAAAAAAACAUACACACGUAUCAUAUACGAUACAUACAUACACACACACACACCCAUACAUAGAUACAGGUGUACACCAAAGACGGAAUAUAUGGAGACACGUACUACAUAAAAAAA